Messenger RNA from Apiotrichum porosum, 1338 nucleotides. RefSeq lists its product as uncharacterized. Gene Ontology annotation, biological process: carbohydrate metabolic process. The record is from RefSeq and is a predicted model, not a curated record. Gene Ontology annotation, molecular function: polygalacturonase activity. The transcript is spliced from 4 exons. Lineage: Eukaryota; Fungi; Basidiomycota; Tremellomycetes; Trichosporonales; Trichosporonaceae. Bases 1 to 1338 code for a protein of 445 amino acids.
AUGCGUUUCCUCGCCCUCUUUGGUAUCCUCUCCACACUCGUGGCUGCCUCGCCCACCCCAGUCCAUGUGCCGCAGGCCAAGAAGACCUGUGUGGUGCCCUUCGCCAACGGUGGUGACGACACUCCGGCCGCUCAAUGGGCCGCCGGCAACUGCUCGAGCAAUGCAGUCAUCGAGUUCGCCGAGGGCAUUGACUACAACAUCCUCACCCCUGUGGCACUCCAGAACCUCACCAAUGUCGAGAUCCGUGUGCGUGGCAACCUCCACUUGCCCACCAACAUGACCGUCGUUAGGGACAUUGUCAGCAUCGACGCUGGCCUCAUGUUGACCGGCAUGAGGUGGUUCUCGUUCGGUGGCACCAACGUCAAGUAUGUCGGAACCAACAAUGUCACCGGCGGCUGGAUCGAGGGCUAUGGCCAGCAGUACUGGGACGCCAACCCCGUCAACGGCAGCGGCAUUGACAACCGCCCCAAGCUCAUCCUUUGGGAGCUGCAGGACUCGUCCAUCCAGUACCUGAAGGUGCGCAAGCCUCCAGCAUGGGUGUCCACGCUGUCGGGAAACAACAUCAAGGUCAGCGACGUCUUCAUUGACGCCUCCACCUACGACGGCGGUGGCUUCCCCUUCAACACGGACGGUUUUGACAUUACCGCCACAAACGUCAACAUCAACCACAUGACCAUCCUGAACGGCGACGACGCCAUCGCCAUCAACAAUGGCGCUGAGAACGUUACUGUCCAGGACGUCUUCAUGGGUGGCCCCGGCUGCCACGGUCUGUCCAUUGGCUCCCUUGGCAAGAACAACUCCGAGUGGCAGUCGGUCAAGAACAUCCACUUCAAGGACGUCACCGCCGUCGGAUCGGUUUACGGCGCCCGCUUCAAGUCGUACUCUGGUGGCCAGGGUCUCGUUGAGAACGUCACCUGGGAGAACUUCCACAUUCAGAACGUCACCUACCCUAUCUUUGUUACCCAGACCUACUACAACCAGGGCUCCACGCAGACCCAGAAUGGUGUCAGUGUCUCCUCUGGCAACUCGUCGCAGGCCGUGAACAUGAAGAACUUUACCUGGAAGAACUGGCGCGGAUCCAUCAACACCUACCAGCCUGGUGACGGUUCGUGCGCCUCCGUCCCAUGCUGGUACGCCCUCGCCGGCGCAGACGGCACCCAGGCCGUCGCCAUGACUUGUGCUACCGACUCGAGCUGCCAAAACUUCAAGAUUGAGGACGUCGAGAUUAUCCCUCAGAGCUACGCUCAGCCCACGGUCAUCUGCACGGGUGUCGGUGCCGACAGCAACCCCGACUUUGGUAUUACUUGUGGCAACGGCACAGCGUUUAUUCCACUCUAG